Messenger RNA from Paramisgurnus dabryanus, 2206 nucleotides. RefSeq names its product phosphatidylinositol 4-kinase type 2 alpha (gene pi4k2a). NCBI's taxonomy places the organism in Eukaryota, Metazoa, Chordata, Actinopteri, Cypriniformes, Cobitidae. Gene Ontology annotation, biological process: phosphatidylinositol phosphate biosynthetic process; endosome organization; Golgi organization. Gene Ontology annotation, molecular function: 1-phosphatidylinositol 4-kinase activity. The record is from RefSeq and is a predicted model, not a curated record. Gene Ontology annotation, cellular component: endosome; lysosomal membrane; trans-Golgi network.
CCCACCUCUUUGCGGAAGUGUAUUGUCAUGUGACUGGUUUGUUGGCGAUCUACUGUACCGAGCUGCAUCACUUCAUUAAAGCAACAAACGGACGUUUGUCCUUUGUAAUUUCCCUUUUCCCCAACUAUCUUUUCUCUCAGCCAUGGACGAGACGAGCCCGUUAGUCUCACCUAUUCGCGAUUCCAAUGAUUUCAACUAUGGUCCAACCGAGCCGACCAGUCCCCGGGGCGUAUUUGGAGGCACGCCGGGCUCCGUGAUGCGCCUGCCGGCGGGGAGUCCUGGCCGUAGCCGGGAGCGUCAGCCGUUGCUGGACCGAGAUCGUGGCGCGUCUCCGCGGGACCCAUACAGGAAUGACUUUCCGGAUGAUCCGCUGUUCAAUGCGAUCAUCCGGAAGGCUGAGCGGGCCAUCGAGGAGGGCAUCUACCCGGAGCGCAUCUAUCAGGGCUCCAGCGGCAGCUACUUUGUCAAAGAUUCAACAGGGAAGAUCAUCGGGGUCUUCAAACCAAAGAACGAGGAACCGUACGGGCAGCUGAACCCAAAGUGGACCAAAUGGCUGCAGAAGCUCUGCUGUCCUUGCUGUUUCGGCCGGGACUGUCUGGUUCUGAACCAGGGUUACCUGUCAGAGGCCGGAGCCAGUUUAGUGGACCAAAAACUAGAACUCAAUAUUGUGCCACGCACCAAGGUGGUGAAUUUAGCGAGUGAGACGUUUAAUUACAGUGCUAUUGACCGCGUAAAGUCCAGAGGAAAGAAGUUAGCGCUAGAAAAGGUGCCCAAAGUCGGCCAACGUUUUCAUCGAAUUGGCCUGCCCCCUAAGGUCGGCUCAUUCCAGCUUUUUGUCGAGGGUUACAAAGAUGCAGACUUCUGGCUGCGAAGAUUUGAGGCUGAGCCUUUACCCGAAAACACCAAUCGCCAACUCCAGCUACAGUUUGAGAGGCUGGUGGUGUUGGAUUACAUCAUCAGAAACACAGAUCGAGGAAAUGAUAACUGGCUCUUAAAAUAUGAUUGUCCCAUGGACACAUCAAGCAAUAGAGACAGUGAUUGGGUAGUUGUGAAGGACCCCAUCAUUCAACUAGCAGCGAUUGAUAAUGGCCUGGCUUUCCCCCUUAAACACCCAGACUCGUGGAGAGCUUAUCCUUUUUAUUGGGCGUGGCUACCUCAGGCUAAAAUUGCGUUCUCCGAAGAAAUCCGGGAUUUAGUAAUUCCCAAAUUAUCUGAUCCAAAUUUCGUCAAAGACCUGGAAGAAGACCUGUAUGAGCUUUUUAAGAAAGACCAAGGGUUUGACAGGGGACAGUUCAAGAAACAGAUUUCAGUAAUGAGGGGGCAGAUCCUGAAUCUCAGUCAGGCUCUGAAAGACGGUAAAACUCCUCUGCAGCUUGUACAGAUGCCACCUAUUAUCGUGGAGACGGCACGGGCGCCUCAACGGGCCAACAGCGAAUCUUACACACAGAGCUUCCAAAGCAGAAGACCCUUCUUCACCUGGUGGUGAUGGGGGGCUUCCGUGUGUGUGGGGGUGCACGUACGGCCACAUUUUUGGAAUUAUUUCCUUUUUUUCCUUUAUCGACUGACAUCAGAACACUGAUUUUGGGAGCAACGAGUGAAUUUUUUUUUCUCUUGACUGAGAGCAUUGGCUUGCAGAAAGACACUGGUGACUAUAACACUGUUUGGACACGCGCAUGAGACGCCUUCAGUGCGACUUGCAUGUCAACAAGACAAUGAAGGAGAAACUUUCUGCUGUAGUACCUUUGAUGCUUGACUGCUUUAUCGCCCUCUUCAGUACUGGAAGAGGACUACAACACAGUAGUGGUGUCCAAUAGCAUCCAAGUACAAUGCGCUGCUUCCAUUUAAACACAAUGUACUGUCUAAUUCAUAGCCAAUUUCUUGUUCUGUUAGUUUAGCUGUCUUACAUUUAUGUUGAAAAAUCACACACCGUACCUUUUUGCUUAUAUUUUUCUAUUUUUGAUAUGCGUGCAUCUGAUGUGCGCAACCCAAGUCGACCUCUGCGCUGAACUGAGCAUGUGCGGUAACACUGGAAGGUUUCAUUCUUCACUAUCAUUCGUUUUCACUCAAAAACCUAAAUAUAUUGUAAUUUUUUAACAAUCGAUUUAGAGAUGUCAUCAAAAUGACCUUAAAACACAAGACAAUGAUCUGUAUAAUUUAUAUGUAAUGUAUUUAAUGAAAGAUGCUAAAACUUUAACGGUGCAUUACU